Fusarium venenatum is the source of this 1683-nucleotide messenger RNA. Lineage: Eukaryota; Fungi; Ascomycota; Sordariomycetes; Hypocreales; Nectriaceae. The record is from RefSeq and is a predicted model, not a curated record.
AUGUCAUUCGUCCCCAUGGAAGAGGAAAUCCGCUUUAGAGGGCUCCAGGCCAGCCGGACUGCCACCUGGAAGUACCUCUUCUCAGUCUUCCUGCGGUGGUUAGUUACUUUGCUGCUCAGCCUCGCAAUCUGGAAGAUUUUGUGGUUUUACUCCGAAUCCAUGGUCAUCAUGGCGAAACCGGCUACGCGCGACUUUAAUGUUUGGAUCACAGGGCUUACUAUCGCUCUUGGGUUGGCGUUUGCUGGGAGUUUCGACAAGUUGGCCAAAGAUACACGGUGGUGGAUAUUGUCCCGUCGACACCGAUCUCUCAGAAAGGUCGAGGCUAUCCUAGAGGCCGAAAACGUGUUAGCUAUUUUGCGGAUGGCCUUUAGCUCUCGGCGUAUCACUAUCCAUGUCACCGCUUUGUCCUGGUUCUUGGUGUUUGUGGCCUCGCAAAUAGGCCUCGCUGUCCUCGGGUUGUUCUACUCAGUGGAUGUGUCAGACAAACUUGCCCUACAGGUGGUACCUGGCAACGUAUCGAUAGCCAACAUGUCUGCGGUUCAACCUCUUGGAUUCGUCUUCUCCAACAGUCAGUCCAGAAGCGAUCAAGAAUAUGCCGCCAAUAUGUUGUGGUAUCAGCAUCUAAUAUUUAAUGGGUACGGUGCCAUGUCACUCACAUACUUGACUGGGGUUCGUGGCCUCGAACCCCAAGUCGGUGACCUACGACUCGCCUCUGAUCCGGAUUUGUUCUGCGACUUGGAAGGAUGCGAUUUUAUAUUCGUCGAAUCAUCAGUUCCGUCAAAUCCAGAGAAAGAACUAGCUGAUAUGUCAUCAUGGCAACCGAUAAUAGUAGCCACGCCACGCAAGAUGACUGUAUCGACAAAGUGCGAAGCUUAUCCCGUGAUAAGUGGCGGCGACGGGUCAUCCACUGAGAUUGGGUAUCGAAAGAAUGCAACCAAUGGCGGGAGUCGGGAAACCGUCCUUGUCAGUGUUCCCUUGACCGCAGACACCGAACAGACAAUAUUCAUAACCAACACAUCCUUUACCUGUGGCCCUGGCUGCAGCACCGUCACGGCGUUUGAGACAUCGGCCAAAGAUCCCUGGUUUUACUCAUGCAAUACGACUGUGGGCUCCGUCACUAACGCUACGAUACCGGAACACGAGGUAUCAGAACACGUACGGCUUUUGGCAUCCUAUGCUAUCGCCCUUCAAGGCUUCGCAGCCAAUUCGACAUUCAACGACACUGACCUGCAGUACCAAGUGUACCCAGCUCAGUCACCGUUUGGAACUCCCCUCGAGGGCAUGGCACAGGCGAUGGAGCUUACAGUGUCGCGCUUCGCAGCAGGUGUCAUUGCAAUGGUAGCAAAGGUCAAUGAACAUAUCAUAAUUGACGGAUUGCCGCCAGUGAAGGGAUCUAGUCUCAACGUGGACCACUGGGACUACAUAUGGAUCGUUUUGGCUGUCAUAGUCUGCUUCCAGUUCGUGUUCAGCGUGGUUGUCGCUGUUAUGGCUACGAGGGUGGUUAUACCUCCUGGAGGGGCGACGUCCAUGGCAAAGGUAUUGCGUGCUAUGGCUUCUGACGGGAGUCCUGAUGAGACAGACUGGAUAUACCGAAGUCGGAAAGUUUCAGCCGAUGGGGUUUACGACUUGUAUCUUGAAGGACGUCCACAUGGUGAGCUGCAAGAAAAAAGCUUUGGAGCAUAA